UCCGGAGUCGAUCAGUCAUUCAUCGACGCUUUGCCAAUUUUCCAUUACAAAACCAUCAUCGGACGCAAACAAGACCCUUUUGAUUGCGCCGUCUGUCUGUGCGAAUUCGAUGCCGAGGACGAGCUCAGGCUUCUGCCCAAAUGCAGCCACGCCUUUCACGUGGACUGUAUAGACACGUGGCUCUUGACCCAUUCCACGUGUCCUCUCUGCAGAGCCAACUUGCUCGUCGAUGUCGCCACUUCGUGUUCCCCAGUCGUUCUUGUUCUGGAGUCUGGGAGUGAAAGCUCCAGAGAGAUCCCGGCUGAGAACGGUAACAUGGGGAGGUCGGACUCGCAUCCGGGUUCGACCAGGUUCGACGUGGGGCGUGGGUCCGGUGAGCAUUCGAGACGAAAUGAUGAGUGUAAGACUGAGGGAGAGGAGAGAGUUGUGCCGGUGAAGCUUGGCAAGUUCAAGAACAUCGAUGCCUGUGAAGGUAACAGUAGCAGCAACAAUGGGGAUGGAAGGAGGUGCGUUUCAAUGGGUUCGUUCGAGUACGUGAUGCCUUCAGAGGCUUCAUUGCAAGUUCAUGUAACGAUGAAGAAGACUAUGCGGCCACCAGGCCCAUGUCAGAGGCCGGUCUGCAUCUCUGGUGAAUCAAGAAGGGCCUUCCCUUUCGGACAUGAAGAUGUGAAGGAGAGCUUCUCUGUGUCUAAAAUCUGGCUAAGGGGUGCGAAGGAGAUGGCGCAUUGCGAGGAAGAGGGCGGUUCCUCAGGGAGACGAGCAUUCUCUUUCCGCUUCCCCGAUGGAAGAGAUCAGUCCUUCACCAUGAGGAACGUCUUUUGGAGCGUUUGGAGACAGAACAAAGUCGCCAGUUCUUCUUCCCUGGCGAGCGAGUGAGGACCGUCUAAUCACUGCCAUGGGGCUGCGAAGCAUAGUCGAAGUCGUAAUGAGUGCGAGAGGCCAGCCCCUGUGGUCCACCUUUCUGUCAUUUAGUUCGAAUUAUUAAUUGCAUAGGAUAACGGUGAAUAUCUGAUCCGUGCGACUAAACGGGCUUUUCGUUCUAUGGGCAUAUUUAUUUUACCUCUUUUACAAAUUUGGGUCCCCAUCUUAUACCAACCAUAUCUUAAAUCUGUUGUACGACAGAAGACAGGAAGCAUAGCUUAGCUUUUGCUUACAUUUCAAUCUGAUAGUGUCCUCGAGUUGAGUUGUC
This is a messenger RNA of Tarenaya hassleriana, 1189 nucleotides long. Its product is annotated as RING-H2 finger protein ATL13-like. Lineage: Eukaryota; Viridiplantae; Streptophyta; Magnoliopsida; Brassicales; Cleomaceae. The record is from RefSeq and is a predicted model, not a curated record. The coding region runs from base 316 to 876 and encodes 186 amino acids. The transcript is spliced from 2 exons.